This is a messenger RNA of Coregonus sp. 'balchen', 2940 nucleotides long. NCBI's taxonomy places the organism in Eukaryota, Metazoa, Chordata, Actinopteri, Salmoniformes, Salmonidae. The record is from the annotation of a GenBank genome assembly.
GUGAAAUCUGUCCCCUGUGUUAUUAUUGUUGGCAAAAGAGCAGCUGCGUACUCUGUAAAGUCGUGUACACAAACAGUUUGCUACCAUCCUUUCUAAAACAAUGCCGUCGGGUAAAAAUUUUAGAAGGAGAAGAGAAAGCUCUUCGGAUGAAGAGGAAGACGAAAUAACAGCUGAAGUUAGGUAACGUUUGAGACGUUUUCAAUAUAGCUUACCUUAGCUAGUAAGGCAGCCACGACGUGAAUGAUGGCCAGCUUCUAGCUAGCUGCAGCUGGCUAAUGACUCUUCGAUUGCCAGAUAGCAGUUAUCUUCCUGUUCUUGAUAUUGACAUCAGUCAAAUAUUUUUUUUCUACUCAGAUCGAAACUGGACGAAGCUAAAGAACUUCAGAGUUUACGGAAAAGACAGACUGGAGUUAGGUAGGCAAAGUUUACAGUUAUGUUUCUGUUGUGUACCCUAGCUAAUUGUACUUAGCUAGCUACCUAAGCUAGAAGUUUAUAUCGCAGCAAGCUAUGCAAUAAUAUUUGAUUAUCAACAUUUAUCUUUUUAAGCAUUGGGUUUUCAGCCAAACUACAGGCUCACAACUUGGUUUGCUGCUAUAAAGCCGAAGGAUGGGGCUGGAUAAAUUGAAUCACUAUCUCAGUCCAUGAGAUAGACAUAAUAGUUUUAAUCAUAGUUUGUUUACAAAGACUCAAAUGAGCACGCUUAUUGGGUUAAGAUAGAGUAAGACAGUUAUUUGGACCUACUGAGGCAUGUACAAUUUAGCAUAUAUUAUAAAAAAGUAAACAGGCAUAUUAUAAAAUGACUUUAAUAGUUGAACAAUUAUACCUUAAAGUGAUGAUACUGAAAAGUGAUGAUAAACGUUAUGUUAUGUUGUGCUAUUCAGCGUGGCCGCAUUGUUGGAGGGGGAGAAACUUCGCUUGGACGAAGGGGGUGAUGUACGUUUUUUUUCUUGUUUACAUAGUGUUAUUGUUCACUAGUUGAGACAUUGAACGUGUUUGCGUUUCUGCUUUAAACAUCUAACUACAUUCUUUUCACCUUUCAUUCCUCAAAAGAAUGACCCUUUUAAAUUGAAGACCGGGGGCGUUGUUGACAUGAAAAAAGUAAAAGACCGGGCCAGAGACAUGUAAGCUUUUAUUGUUACCAGUUUCAGGCUUUUAAAGUGAGUGUGUGAGACAAUUUUUUGUCUGUAUUUAUAAUGUGUGUGUGUGUCUUUUCCACCUUCAGGACUGAUGAUGACACAGGGGACCUUAAUCUGGGCACCUCUUUCUCUGCCGAGACCAACAGACGAGAUGAGGACGCCGACAUGUAUGUUAUCAACAAACCUCUGCAAACUAAACAUUUGAUUAUAUUUUAGUGGAUCCCCAUUAGCCGAUGCCAAAACGAAAAAGACAUUACAGACAAAAAUACAUUCUCUUAGAGAGCACAACUAUUGUCCAAUGAGAUCUCACUGAUGUUUCAGAUCACUCAUUUUCUCUCCCUGUCACAAUUUUGAAGUUCUAUAUUUUGCUAUAUAUUUUUAAAUGUUCUCUCCCCCUGUCCCCCGGCUAGGAUGAAGUACAUUGAGACAGAGCUGAAGAAGAAGAAGGGCUUGGUGGAAGCGGAGGAGCAGAAGGUAAAAGUGAAGAACGCUGAGGACCUCCUGUACGAGCUGCCGGAGAACAUCCGGGUCAACUCGGCCAAGAAGACUGAAGAGAUGUUGUCCAAUCAGAUGCUGAGUGGGAUCCCUGAGGUGGACCUAGGCAUUGAGUGAGUGGCCGGGGUCUCAAAAUGUUUCUGCAGCUGUGGUAGUGUUCAGUUUUCGGAACUCUGCCACUGCUGCUGAAAAAAACCUAGGGGAAACACUGUUGGUGUACUUUGUUUUUUUGCUCUUGUUAAAUCUGUAUUCAUGUUUGUAGCAACUAUAGAAAUGUCUCGUCAUCUUACCACAACAAAUCCAGUGACUGAAAACCUUGCACAACAGCUAUGGUGUUUGUUUACCUCUAUUACUAUCUUGAAGCUUAGAUAGAGCAUUAUUUUUUUCAGUGCUAAGAUAAAGAACAUCAUCUUCACGGAGGAGGCCAAGGCCAAGCUGCUGCAGGAUCAGAGGAACAAGAAGAAGGACAACGGCACCUCCUUCGUCCCCACCAACAUCGCUGUCAACUAUGUCCAGCACAACCGCUGUGAGUCAUGUUAUGUUCAUGUCAUCUAUGACUGACACCUGUUCACACUACAGGGCCGACCCAGCCCAUACUGUGCUGGCUUGGUUAUUUUCCCCCCACAUUGUUCUUUCCAGAAACUAUGGUGGAUGUGUAACCAGGCCAGCCCAGUACAGCUAGGCUUGACUCAGUAGCAUGAAAGGGGUAUUAGAUUAGUGACAUCAAAUCACGUCAACCUGUUUUAUACAUGCUGAUCGGUCUGACCUUUAACUGUGUGAAUGUCUUUUGUUCCAGUCUACCGUGAAGACGUGAACGCCCCACAGAGACACCACAACAGACACAAACCAAAGGAGCCAGAGGCCAGGCCUCUCCGUGUGGGUGACACAGAGAAACCAGGACCAGAGGGUAAGAGAAGAACCCACACAACCACACUACUGUAUUAACCACUUAACUACAUAGCAUUUAGACCAGAGGACAUAUACAAACACACAUACUGUUUGAGAGACGCAACAGCUAAUACUGAUAGCAUAACACAGUAAUUCUGAGAUGAAAAGAUUUGUAUAUUUUUAGCUGAAAUAUUAGAGAAUAUACCUAUUAGAGAAGGUAACUGUCAAUCUGCUCUCAUGUCUCUCCCAGCUGUGGAACCAGCCAACCAUCGCAAGAGGCCUAACAACGAGAAGGCCACGGACGACUACCACUACGAGAAAUUCAAGAAGAUGAACCGCAGAUACUGAGGAUAGAUUUUCCCUUUGACUGGAGAUUGGAUAAUCUCCAUUGAACAUGCUUUUUAGUCUAGGACUAGGCUUA